AUGGCAUCGGCAAAGCGAACGUGGUGGGUUGUUCUCGCGCUGUCCGGUGUUCUGAAUGUGAGCUCCUGCUGGACUUUCACUUGUCCGUCGAUUUGUGAAUGUUCAAUGAAGAGCGAUACAUGUUACACAUACACCAGAGAGAAACUCAGUUGCACGAGGGAAACACAACUGAAGUCCCAAACCACUCCAUCAUUCAUUCGAAACUUGUAAGUAGCCUAAAAUUUCAUUACGUUUUUGGGGAGGAAUUGUGCAUAUAUAAAAUUAUAGCGUCAAUAUCUAUCCAUUGUUUUUAAAUUGCCUGACACUUUUGUCGAGCUGAUUAUUUAUUAUUUGAUUAUUUAUUUAUUUAUUUAUUUAACCUUUAAAUUCAACCAGUCAAUUAAGAAACACAUUCUAAUUUACAGUAGAUACAAUGAUGGCCUUUUAUCAGUACAGAACUGUGUGAAGUAUGGUACCUAGCUACUGACUGUGCUUUGCACUCUAUUAAAAUACAGGCCACCAUAGUAGCCUAAUACUCAGCCUGGUCUCAUAGACUAGACGUAACAUAGUAAAUGUAAAUCCAAUCAAAUUUUGUGAUAUGUUAUGUUUGGUAUGGUUACAUAAGACAGGUGGUUACUUAAGGCAAAAACGAAUGUCUAACGCGAAUGUCUAGCAACCCAAAGGUUGCGAAUUCAAAUCUCAUUACGGACAACUUUAGUAUUUUAGCUAAUUAGCAACUUUUGAACUACUUACUACUUUCUUAGCUACUCUGCAGCUACUUAGCAUGUUAGCUAAGACUCCCCAUAACCCUAACCCUUUUAGCUAACCCUUCCCCUAACUCUAACCCUAACUCUAACCUUAAACUUUAAACGUAACUCCUAAACUUAACCCUAACCCCUACUCUAGCUAACAUUAGCCAGCUAGCUAAUGUUAGCCACCUAGCUAGAAUUCAUAACAUAUCAUAUGUUUUGCAGAUUCGUAACAUAUUGUACGCUUUGCAAAUUCGUAACAUAUAAUACGAAUUGUAAAUCGAAACAUAUCAUACAAAAUGGGUGAUGGACAUACACAAAUGAAUACAUACCAUAUGAAACAUAACAUAUCAUACUAUAUGGAUGUCAGGGAUUUACUUACAGAAUAAUAAGAAAUGCUCUGUGAUCAGGUUGCCAGCAGCCAGCAAUACCUUACAUGUUUCAUAUGUUACAUGUUUUUUAACAAGUUUUUUCCUUGUGCAUAUUUUUUAGAAGACUAACUCAUCUGCCGUUGACUGAAGUUCCAAGCAAUGCCUUCAGAGGACUGAUCAACGUGUCCAGAAUGUGAGUUUCAAUCAAUCAAUUAAAUGUAUUUAUUAAGCCCUUUUCACCUGUGACAUAUACCAUUGUCAGUAUUCCUUUAGCUCUAUUAAACAUUUUCUGUUUAACUCUGGGUUUGCCUUUUCAAUGUUAUAGAUCUACAAAGCUUCGUGAGGCUGUUUAAAACUUGACUUGUGCACAGUUCUAAACAUAUUUGUGUUGUGGAAGACAUACUGCUGGUAGCUUUUAUGAAAGGUGUGAUAAUCUAAUGUUAUAUUGUAUGAAACAUUUAUCUAAAUGCAUGUUAAAGGGGCAGUGCAGUCAACAUUUUUAUAAUAUUUCCACGCUAUGAGGUCUAAGUAACACUCUGAUAAUGGCCUUUUUAAGAGCUUUUUUAUUUAUUGUUUUGGCCUGGAAUUUCAGCCUGUUCAGGUGGGAUGGAGUUUUUGGCCCAAAGCAUGACAUCACAAUAGGACCUGAUUAUUCUGACCAAUGACUUCGAGUUAUUUUCAUGAAAUAAACACACACAGUGAUUUAUUAGACAUACAGUGAUAUGUGUAUGUAGCAUGGGGGUUUUAAGAAGCGGAAAGGAGAUGUCCACUUUGGAUGGGUAGCUUUGGAUGAGUUGCCUACAUACACACAUCCUUUUAGAGGAAAUAGUUUGGCCUACAUUUAUUUAUGACAUAUUACCUUUCACCCACUAUUUAGGAAAUCAAAAGCAUGUAAAUUCAUAUGAACAAAUUGUUGGUUACUAUUUGGGAAAUAAUGAUAAGCAUGGUUGAUGAACCAACUCACUGUCCUUGUGGUUAGAGUGUCCGCUGGAAGGUUAGGAGUUUGAUCGCCGGCCGAGUCAUACCAAAGACUGAAAAUGGGACCCGAUGCUUCUCUGCUUGACACUCAGCAUUUAGGAGAUAGAGUGGGGGUAAGGCGCUGUGAUAGACUAGCAUCCUGUCCAGGGGGAUUACUUGUACAUCAAGCUGCCUCAUGCUACAGAAACAGGAGAUCCUGCUUCUAUGACUAUUCUUUUCUUGUAUUAUUUCUUAUUGUUGUUGCAUUGUUGAGAAGGAACCUGCAAGUAAGCAUUUUGUUGCACUGUGUAUACCAUGUGUAUCCCUUCAUAUGACUAAUAAAACUUGAAACUGCUCCUAUGAGCCGCUCCGGCUCACACAAGCCAAGGCUAGUGCAAGGCUAUUCUUAGGCCUACUUUUUGGCUGAUGUUCUCCCACAGUCUAUUUCUGAAGACAAAAAAAGUUUGCGCUCAAACAACUGUAGAUAGUGGGAGGUGCUGUUUAAAAUAAUCUGAUACUGCAUAAAUUUACAAAGAUAAGGCGCCACACUAUCUCCAUAUAAAAUGUGUCUGCUUUAUCUAUACUGAACAAAAAUAUAAACGCAACAUGUAAAGUGUUGGUCCCAUGUUUCAUGACAGGUGUGGCAUUUUAAGAAGCUGAUUAAACAGCAUGAUCAUUACACAGCUGUACCUUGUGCUGGGGACAAUAAAAGCCCACUCUAAAAUGUACAGUUUUGUCACAUAACACAAUUAAACAGAUCUCAAGUUUUGAGAGAGAGUGCAAUUGGCAUGCUGACUGCAGGAAUGUCCACCAGAGCUGUUGCCAGAGAAUGUAAUGUUAAUUUAUCUACCAUAAGCCGCCUCCAACGUUGUUUUAGAGAAUAUGGCAGUACGUCCAACCGGCCUCACAACUGCAGACCAUGUGUAACCACGCCAGCCCAGGACCUCCACAUCCGGCUUCCUUACCUCCGUAAUGCGCAGGAAUAAGCUACGGACAACGAACACAAUUGCAUUUUCUAAAAGGCAAUUUGAAUGCACAGAGAUACCGUGACGAGAUCUUGAGGCCCUGACUGGUUUUCUGAUCCCAGCCCCUACCUUUUUUUAAGGUAUCUGUGACCAACAAAUGCAUUUCUGUAUUCCCAGUCAUGUGAAAUUCAUAGAUUAGGGCCUAAUUCGUUUAUUUCAAUUGACUGGUUUCCUUAUAUGAACUGUAACUCAGUAAAAUCUUUUAAAUUGUUGCAUGUUGCAUUUAUAUUUUUGUUCAGUGUAGUUAGAUAAAGUAGACUUCAUCGGCCAUAGGUAGGGAAUAGAGCUCCACUUGGGACGCACACAAUGCAGCCCAAAGUUACUAUUUGUGCAUAUGAACACACACAGUGAACAGCAUGGAGGUUUUGGUCUGAAUAUGAGGCAUUGUGUGGAUAGAAAUAGCAUCACACCAUUUAGAAAUAAAAGUUUUCAUUAUGAAUUUCAUUCAUCACUUUUGUUUUUGAAUCUCAUAGACAUAUAAAAAAGUCUCAGUGUGACUGAUUGGGUAUCAAACCCUGGUUUCUUGUGGGACACAAGACUGUUAGCACACUGAACAAAAGCCGCAAACGUGGUUUAGUAAGCCACCUUUCUUACACAAGGUUUGUGGAACCAGAUGGGAAAAGUGGGUGCUGAUGGUUUAGUAGGGAAUUUAUGGUUUAGUAGGGAGUUGAUGCUGUAGUAGGAAGUUGAUGACGUAGUAGGGAGUUGAUGGUUUAGUAGGGAGUUAAUGGUUUACAAGGGAGUUGAUGGUUUAGUAGGGAGUUGAUGGUUUAGUAGGGAGUUGAUGAUGUAGAAGGGAGUUGAUGGUUUAGUAGGGAACUGAUGGUUUAGUAGGUCAAUAAUUUUACCUUGAUUACUACAAGUUUAGAUAGCCGGCUGCUAGACUAAUUUACCAAUCUGAAACAAUUUGGCUGACAUGGGAUAAUUGAGUGACUAUUAGUAACUGACAUAACAAGAUAAACUGUUGGUGUACAAACAAAUUUCGAUAUUGCACCUUGUGUAUUCUAUAAUUCUACCUCGCAAAAGUUGAGACCCUGACUGAGUUCCCGAAAAAACUAUGUAUUUAAAGUGCUGCCUGCUAUCCAACUAUAGAAUUUGAAUAAUCAUUCUAUUUCCAUGAUUCCAACAGUUCACCAAUUAAUUAGGCCUAGAUGUUUGGCCCAUAUCAUGCAGCCCUACGUGGCACAGUGUGGAAAUGAUAACAUGAGUGCAGGAAAUGCAGAAAUGUAUGAAAAUGCUGAACAUUUUCUGGGGUUGAAGUUGGAUUGAACAGUAUGAAACAAUCAGAAUGUAGAAAGACCCAUUGAAAUCACGUACAGUGAGGGAAAAAAGUAUUUGAUCCCCUGCUGAUUUUAUACAGUGGGGAGAACAAGUAUUUGAUACACUGCCGAUUUUGCAGGUUUUCCUACUUACAAAGCAUGUAGAGGUCUGUAAUUUUUAUCAUAGGUACACUUCAACUGUGAGAGACAGAAUCUAAAACAAAAAAACAGAAAAUCACAUUGUAUGAUUUUUAAGUAAUUAAUUUGCAUUAUAUUGCAUGACAUAAGUAUUUGAUACAUCAAAUUAUAUUUGGUACAGAAACCUUUGUUUGCAAUUACAGAGAUCAUACGUUUCCUGUAGGUCUUGACCAGGUUUGCACACACUGCAGCAGGGAUUUUGGCACACUCUUAAAGGGACUGCUCCUAAUCUCAGCUUGUUACCUGUAUAAAAGACACCUGUCCACAGAAGCAAUCAAUCAAUCAGAUUCCAAACUCUCCACCAUGGCCAAGACCAAAGAGCUCUCCAAGGAUGUCAGGGACAUGAUUGUAGACCUACACAAGGCUGGAAUGGGCUACAAGACCAUCGCCAAGCAGCUUGGUGAGAAGGUGACAACAGUUGGUGCGAUUAUUCGCAAAUGGAAGAAACACAAAAUAACUGUCAAUCUCCCUCGGCCUGGGGCUCCAUGCAAGAUCUCACCUCGUGGAGUUGCAAUGAUCAUGAGAAUGGUGAGGAAUCAGCCCAGAAAUACACUGAGGAUCUUGUCAAUGAUCUCAAGGCAGCUGGGACCAUAGUCACCAAGAAAACAAUUGGUAACACACUACGCCGUGAAUGACUGAAAUCCUGCAGCGCCCGCAAGGUCCCCCUGCUCAAGAAAGCACAUAUACAGGCCCGUCUGAAGUUUGCCAAUGAACAUCUGAAUGAUUCAGAGGAGAACUGGGUGAAAGUGUUGUGGUCAGAUGAGACCAAAAUGGAGCUCUUUGGCAUCAAAUCAACUCGCCGUGUUUGGAAGAGGAGGAAUGCUGCCUAGGACCCCAAGAACACCAUCCCCACCGUCAAACAUGGAGGUGGAAACAUUAUGCUUUGGGGGUGUUUUUCUGCUAAGGGGACAGGACAACUUUACUGCAUCAAAGGGACGAUGGACGGGGCCAUGUACCGUCAAAUCUUGGGUGAGAUCCUCCUUCCCUCAGCCAGGGCAUUGAAAAUGGGUCGUGGAUGGGUAUUCCAGCAUGACAAUGACCCAAAACACACGGCCAAGGCAACAAAGGAGAGGCUCAAGAAGAAGCACAUUAAGGUCCUGGAGUGGCCUAUCCAGUCUCCAGACCUUAAUCCCAUAGAAAAUCUGUGGAGGGAGCUGAAGGUUUGAGUUGCCAAACGUCAGCCUCGAAAUCUUAAUGACUUGGAGAAGAUCUGCAAAGAUUUUUUUUUUAAAAUAUAAUUUACAGUCAGCUUUGCUGCAAGUAGUUAUUGUAAAAUACACAGUAACUUACUUUGGCUGAUCUCUGUCACGCUCACUGACCUGAUGGUGUGGCAGGAAGGUCAGUUUCCUGUCACCCAAGGGUUUGAGGCCAGGUGAGGCUGAGUCCAUAGUGUCCUCACACCAAAGAAUGCUUAGUAGUUGUCAACUAAUGUUAAGAUAUCUUAUAAUCAGAAAAGUUCAGUGAAAGUACAGUAAGUUACUGGCAGCUAGUUGCAAGUAAGUUACUAGCUGUUACUGGCUGUUACGUUACUUUGAAUUUUACAAUAACUUACUGACAGCUGAUUGCCAGUUAGGUAACGCAAAAUUCACAGCAACUUCCAGGCAACUAAUUGCCAUUAAUUUACUGUGAAAUACAAAGUAACCUCUUAACAGUGCAGCUCUUUAUUGUCACAUGCUUUUACAAAGAUUUCAGAACUGAAAGUGUUAAAAGAGGUGCUCCACCUUUGACAACAUAACCAUCAACCACUUAAACUGGUACAACACUUGCACUGGCGGAUGGCACAAAUACACACAAUUCUGUAACUUGUUGUUUACCGUACUUUCACUGCAACCAGUAGCCUGUACUGUACCGUAAAAUUACAGGAACUUUUAACAGUGUAGCAUUUCACGGCAUAAAGGAAAACAUGGUGGUGAGGGAAAGAACAUGAUGGUUCUACACAACCAUCACAGGAGUAAAGAACCCUUCCUGAUACACAAUACAAAUGAUGGUUACACAUCACCCUCACCCCUGACAAAGAACCCCUCAAUAACCUUUUAUAUAUAUAUAUAUAUAUAUUAUGAGUGUACAUCCAGAUCCCAUCCAACCAAUGCAUUGCAUGAAUAGCUGUGUGAUUCCCUUAUCUGGGCUGACAGUUUCCCCCCAACUUGGCUUUUGAGUCAAGGACCCCUAGACGCUCACAAGCCAAUUAGCAAGACUCCUAUUAUGGUAUUCCAUCAGGGGGGGUGGCUUACUGUAGCCUGGUUCCAAAUCUGUUUGUGCUGACUUGCCAACUCCUAUGGCCAGGGGACCAAGCUUCCCCUGAUCUGAUCAAGAUGCAGCUGUCCACUUACUGAUAACUCAAUUAGUGACUGAUUGAAGUCUUGAGGUAUAUUGCAGCCUCCUUAGUUAUCAUUAUGUCUUUAUGUGAGUUUCAUGAGUUUAACGACCACAUAUUAAAAUAGGUUUAGAAUAUUUACUGAAGAAAUUGAAUGGAUGUUAGAAUGAGGAUUCAGGAGGGUAAUGAGAAUAGACCAGAUGAAGCCAAGGACUGCAGAUGAAGGAUCCAUAGGGGUUGACUCCGUAGGGUUUGGCUUGGAGUUUCAGGUAGACAUCACCCUCAGACCGUGGUAGUUGGGCUGCUGUAGGGAUGGCAAUCCCCCAAGGAGAUCCUUGAAGGAAUCUAAGUAAUACGAGAUAGAAGGUGGAGAUGGGAUGAUUUGGCAGCUGGUAACUCACAGUGUCUUGAAAUGCAGCACAGAGAGCAUGCAACGCAAAACGAAGAGGAGGAAUUACUUUGGUCAGGUUUAAAUAGGGUGGUAUUGGUGAUUAAGGAGAGUGAAAACAGGUGAAGACUGAUUAGCAAUUAGUAGCAGCUGGAGCUUGUUUGAGGAGCUACGGUCAAGGCAACUAUUUAAGUGUUGCCAACGGUAGUGGAGGCUGAUUGGCAAUGGUUAGGAGCUGGUGUUUGUUAACUUGGCAACUAGUUAAGUGUUACAUUCAAGUCUGGUCCUCUCUCCUGAAUUUUUGUUAAUUCUUAACACCAUAAAUCAGUUAAGCAUUGAGUAACCUUGAACCAAAUCGUGUGUGUGUUAUAGCUAGCUAAUAGUCUAUCAUAAUAGACUGAUUGUUGAGGAACAGGGCAGGACUACCUGUAAUGCUUUACUAAACACUCUCCAAGAGAGGUUCACCCCAAGCUUAUGAGGUCACAAAGUUAAGGACAGACCAGACACCACAUGUAUCCACCACAUCUGCAAGGUUACAACUUACUAUGUAGCCCAGUCACCACUUGGAAUUGCGGUCCAGAAGUGGGCCAGGUAUGGCUCUCAUCAUGUUAUGAUUAUUUUUUAAAUCCAAGCGGUAGCGCAUCGAUGGAGUGCAAGAGGCUUUGUUUUUAUGUUUCCAUAUUGAUGUGAUGUCUCUGUCACUUCAAUAUCCUAUGCUCAAGUGUCAGUGACACUGACACUGUUAACAAAUAGCCUACAUGACCCCUGUACUCGCAGAAUUGUGUUAAUUUUAACUAAUGUCUUCAAGUUUGUGGUGACCCAGUAAAUGUUUCGGUCCUGACCACAUUCAUGUUGCAGUAUUAUGCACAUAUAACAUUAAAGUAAAUGUUAUACUCGAGUGGGACAAUGUUAUCUGAUGCAGUGUUAAAUUAACUCCUGAAUCAAGACUUUGCAACUCUAGAAAUGUUACACUGAAAAAUUAACACUAGGGCCUAGAUUCAAUCAGAUCGAGUGUUAACCAGCGUUAACCAGCGUUAGCCAACAUACGCAUAGCAGAUGUUUUGGCGGUGUUGGAGGUGUAACAGUGAUAUGAGCUGCUGCUCUUGUGUCACAAACCACUCCCUUCCUUCUUAUCCCUACUGCGUUAGAAGUUCAAAACGAUUUGACAGCUCUAACGCAGUUCCACAUCCGACACCGCCAAAACAACCAAUUUGCCAAUGUCAAUCUGAUUAAAUCCAGUCCUAGGUCACACUAACCAAUUUGCUGUGCUGGAGUUCAGAUGGUCUUGUCUUGUCAUGGAUGACUCAAAUUGGCUGGAAAUCAUGGCUCAGCUUCUCCUACAUGUGUGAUGAUGCUCUGAAAUUAAAUGGCUUUUUAAUCGUUUCACAAAAGUAACAGUAAUUAAGAUGUUAUGCAACAACUUAAGAAGAGAGGUACAAACACACACACACACACACACACUCACACAGGGCUGAGGGAAAAUAUAAGCAGAGUGCGUCGCCAGGCUUAAUUAUCUGGUUUAAGAUGGAAUCUAAAUGGCUAUCUAAAGAAAAGUGUUGGUUAAUUACAGAUCAGUGGGUGGUACGGUGGACUGGAAGGGUAAAACGUAUGGAGGUCUAUAAAAAAGUAUAACAAUAGAAGAAGGGGGCUGAGAGGGUGUGGAAGGUUGAUUUGGGAUGGGGGAUGGGUUGGAGGGUAGCAAGGACAUCAUCAGGAAGACAAGAAACAGUCAAGGGCAUGUUACUAGAGCCUUCCUCACUGCAUUUGUUUCUUUUUUAAAUAAAAAUGUUCUUCCUCUGAUCCCAUUCCCCUUGGCCUUCACUUUGCGAUCCAUUUGCAGCUUACUCUCUGCAUAUUCAGUCUCUAUUUUAUGAUUAAGGAGAUAAAUGAAUAUUCCUUUGGAAUGUGAAUUUACGUUAUGCUGUCUUUUUUUCUGCCACAGUGAGAUCUCUCAGAGUGACUGCACCAGGAACAUAAGAAGUCAUGCAUUCCUCUCUCUCCACAGCCUAGCUGAGAUGUACGUGUCACACACACACACGAGACACACACACACACACACACACACACACCAUAUUACAGAACUUUAAUCUCCCAGUUCUGAAGGUUUUAGUUGGUGAGAUAACGUAUUGUUCCGUUGGAGGCCAUGGAUUUGACUGUGUUUAUAUUUUCUUAUUAUGUGUCUCCUUCUACCCUGAUAAGUUACAGUAAUAGACUGUGGUUUAUGUGAUCCAUUGAACACAAUGCAUGCAGAAAAUUACUUAUUUACUUAAUCCUCUUCAUUCCUGGACAGAAUAUUACUGUAACCAAAAGUAUGAUUCACAAGGUCACUCAUCAUGAGUAAAAAUAUGUUACUUGAUUGGGAUAUUGGAAAUAAAUGUUAAAGUUUUUUAAAUAAAUGUUUAUAUUGUGAUGCUUUCUGUUAUUCCAUAGACAGAUACAGAACAUCAAAAAUCUGAUCAGUAUAGAGAAGGGGGCCUUCACUGAUCUUCCCAGGCUGAGAUACCUGUAAGCUUUUAUUCCAAUAUUAUUGUUAGCCAUACUACUGUAAUUCCAGGUACAACACCUCAGUUUGUCAAUAUUCAAUUUUGGUAUUUUAUUUACUUGAUGAAAUGCUGUCACAGCUUUGUAACACACAUUUUCACCCACUUUUUUUUUUACCUCCUCUGUCUCUUUCUUCACCUCUUUCCCCCUCUUCUGCUCUUUUCUCUCUCCCAGGAGUAUCUGUAACACAGGAAUAAUACACUUUCCUGACUUCUCCACCAUCUCCUCCCUGGUGAUACUGGAGUACUUCUUCCUGUAUGUAUCCAGAACUUGACCAACCUAAAACUGGAUUACAUGAUAAUAUACAAUGAUAAUAUACUGUAGCUACACCCAUUUCAAGAUAACCUAAACCCAACCCCAGCUGUAUGUGACCCUACUAUUCUAAUUCUCCUCACUGAAAAGGAACUGACCACUGCUUUCCCUUAGUUAAACCACGUAAGAGAGCAGCGGAAGGGUUCUGGAAACCUUGGUUUACAACCGGUCUCAAAAAAUCCUCAGUUUAAAAAAACAAGUUGAAUAAAACAUUUCUCACAAAUCCCUCUCCCCUGAAUUCUGCAAAUUACAAAAUGUAUAAGAACAAAUUUACUCACCUACUUCGGAUAUCCCCCAAAAUAAAUGUUACUAACAUAUUCCCCAAAUCCUUAAAUAAAAUAAAGUAAACUUGGAAAAUCAUCAAUCAACUGUUAAAUAAGAAAAAGGCAUCUACAACUAUCCCAUCUCAAUUUAUUGUUGGAAAUAAGACCUAUAGUGAUCCUGAUGUUAUUUCAUGUGAAUUUAACAACUUUUUGUGAAUGUGGGUUCCUCUCUGUCAAAGAAAAUUCUGAAAACUGAUGGAAAUCCCUUGGAUUACAUUAAGGGACAUUUCCCUUCUCUGCUUCAGUUUGAUCCUCCUGAUGUAAUGGAGGUGAUGGAGGUAAUUAGUAAUUUAAAGAUGUCAGCAGCAGGUUAUGAUGAGAUUGGUGCCUCUUUGGUGAAAUCAGUGUCUUCCUUGAUCACUGAGCCUCUAACGUAUAUCUUCACCAAAUCAAUGCUAACUGGUAUUGUUCCUAAAGAUUUGAAAAUUGCUAAGGUUAUCACCCUUUAUAAAUCUAGGGAUCCAAGAUCUUUUACAAAUUAUCGUCCAUUAUCUGUACUACCAUGUUUUAUAUCUGUACUACCAUGUUUUAUAUCUGUACUACCAUGUUUUAUAUCUGUACUACCAUGUUUUAUAUCUGUACUACCUUGUUUUAUAACUGUACUACCAUGUUUUAUAUCUGUACUACCAUGUUUUAUAUCUGUACUACCAUGUUUUAUAUCUGUACUACCUUGUUUUAUAUCUGUACUACCAUGUUUUAUAUCUGUACUACCAUGUUUUAUAUCUGUACUACCAUGUUUUAUAUCUGUACUACCAUGUUUUAUAUCUGUACUACCAUGUUUUAUAUCUGUACUACCAUGUUUUAUAUCUGUACUACCAUGUUUUAUAUCUGUAUUACCAUGUUUAUCUAAAAUCCUAAAUGGGUGUAUAAGAGAAUGUUGAAACAUUUAAAUCAACACUGUAUUCUAUAUGAGCACCAAUAUGGUUUCAACACUGUAUUCUAUAUGAGCACCAAUAUGGUUUCAACACUGUAUUCUAUAUGAUCACCAAUAUGGUUUCAACACUGUAUUCUAUAUGAGCACCAAUAUGGUUUUAACACUGUAUUCUAUAUGAGCACCAAUAUGGUUCCAACACUGUAUUCUAUAUGAGCACCAAUAUGGUUUCAACACUGUAUUCUAUAUGAGCACCAAUAUGGUUUCAACACUGUAUUCUAUAUGAGCACCAAUAUGGUUUCAACACUGUAUUCUAUAUGAGCACCAAUAUGGUUUCAACACUGUAUUCUAUAUGAGCACCAAUAUGGUUUCAACACUGUAUUCUAUAUGAGCACCAAUAUGGUUUUAACACUGUAUUCUAUAUGAGCACCAAUAUGGUUUCAACACUGUAUUCUAUAUGAGCACCAAUAUGGUUUCAACACUGUAUUCUAUAUGAGCACCAAUAUGGUUUCAACACUGUAUUCUAUAUGAGCACCAAUAUGGUUUCAACACUGUAUUCUAUAUGAGCACCAAUAUGGUUUCAACACUGUAUUCUAUAUGAGCACCAAUAUGGUUUCAACACUGUAUUCUAUAUGAGCACCAAUAUGGUUUCAACACUGUAUUCUAUAUGAGCACCAAUAUGGUUUCAACACUGCAUUCUAUAUGAGCACCAAUAUGGUUUCAACACUGUAUUCUAUAUGAGCACCAAUAUGGUUUCAAUACUGUAUUCUAUAUGAGCACCAAUAUGGUUUUCGUAAAAACUACUCCACAGAUAUGUCUCCUUUGCAACAUGUGGAUAAAAUAUUUACAGCCCUUAACAACAAUGACUAUGCUCUUGGCAUCUUUUUAGAUUUAUCCAAAGCAUUUGACACGGUUGAUCACGAAAUAUUACUUUCUAAAUUGCAUUAUUACGAUUUUCAUGAUUAUACCGUAUAAUUGGUUACAUAGUGUGUUUAUGAUAGAGAACAAUUUGUUUAUGCAAACGGGUGUACAUCUACCAGGGCCAAGAUAUCCUGUGGCGUCCCACAGGGUUCGAUAAUUGGACCUUUGUUAUCCCUGAUCUAUAUCAAUGACCUUGCUACUGUGUCUUCUACCAUACUUCCCAUUCUCUUUGCUGAUGAUAACAAUUUGAUUUUAUCACACAAUAAUUUUGAUUCACUAAUUAAUGAAGCCAACUCAGGCCUGGCCAAAUUUUCUGAAUGGUACAACUUUAUUGUAUUCACUGGUAAGAAUAAGAAAUAUUGUAAAAUGUAAAUGUAAAAAAAAGAGCCAGAAUCUCAAUUGGUGGGAAUGAAAUGGAACAAGUCACAUCCACUAGAUUCCUCUGAGUUCUAAUUGAUGAAAAGUUAUCAUGGAAAGAUCAUAUUCAAUUUGUCUGCAGCAAAGUGAUGAAAUCUGUUGGUAUCAUCAGAAAGAUUAGUGGUUUGGUUAAUCAGGCUUGCUUCCUAACUCUUUACUAUAGCUUAAUUUACCCAUAUUUAAUUUACUGUAAUAUUGUCUGGGCCAGUACAUAUGCCUCCUACCUACACAAAUUACUCAUCAUACAAAAGAAAUGUGCAAGACUAGCCACCUCCUCUAAUUACCUGGCUCCAUCUGCACCUUUGUUUAAGAAACUCAAUAUCUUGUCUAUUUUUGACGUUAAUGUACGGCAAUUAUGCAUUUUCAUCUACAAAUACUCAUACCUCCCAGACAGUUUACAUAAACCCUUCAAUGGAUUCUUCCAGGUUAAUUCUGAAAUCCAUCUAUAUAACACAAGCCACUGCGAUAACCUUCACCCUCCCCACUGCCGCAUCUCACAUAGUCAAUUCUCUAUCAGAUAUAUACAGUGGGGAAAAAAAGUAUUUAGUCAGCCACCAAUUGUGCAAGUUAUCCCACUUAAAAAGAUGAGAGAGGCCUGUAAUUUUCAUCAUAGGUACACGUCAACUAUGACAGACAAAUUGAGAAGAAAAAAAUCCAGAAAAUCACAUUGUAGGAUUUUUUAUGAAUUUAUUUGCAAAUUAUUAUUUUUUUAUUUUUUUAUUAUGGUGAAAAUAAGUAUUUGGUCACCUACAAACAAGCAAGAUUUCUGGCUCUCACAGACCUGUAACUUCUUCUUUAAGAGGCUCCUCUGUCCUCCACUCGUUACCUGUAUUAAUGGCACCUGUUUGAACUUGUUAUCAGUAUAAAAGACACCUGUCCACAACCUCAAACAGUCACACUCCAAACUCCACUAUGGCCAAGACCAAAGAGCUGUCAAAGGACACCAGAAACAAAAUUGUAGACCUGUGACGUUCUGGCUCCGGGACUCUUUGUUGUGAGCCAGGGUUGUCAUUUUCUUUUGGGUGUAUUUCUAUGUGGGAUCUGGUUGUUCAUUUUCUAUGUUUGGUUUUGUUGUUUAUUGGGCAUAUGACUCCCAAUCGGAGGUAACGAGUGUCAGCUGUUCGGCUCGUUAUCUCUGAUUGGGAGCCAUAUUUAAUCUGUGUGGUUUCACCUUUGUUUGUGGGUUUUUGUUUCCGUGUGGCUGUUUGUUGUUAUUUCAGCAGUGGAACUUCACGUAUCGUAUUUUGUUGUUUUCUCUGUGGUCACUUUAAUUUAAUAAAGUCAUCAUGUAUCUCGGAACACGCGCUGCGUAUUGGUCUCAUCCUUCAGACGAUCGUGACAGAAAAACCCACCACAAGAGGACCAAGCGGCGUAACAAGCGGCAACAGGACCUACCUACGCAGGAUUUAUGGGAGCCUCCUAAGGACUUUUGGACAUGGGAGGAGAUAAGGGCUGGUAAGGGUCCUUGGGCACAACCAGAGGAGUACCACCGCCCUCGUGAAGAGCUGGAGGCAGCUGCAGCCGAGAGGAGGUGGUAUGAGGAGGCAGCGCGGAGUCGAGGCUGGAAGCCCGUGGUUACUCCCCAAAAAUUUCUUGGGGGGGGGCUAAAAGGGAGUGUGGCGAAGGCAGGUAGGAGACCUGCGCCUACUCCCUGGACUGACCGUGGAGAGCGGGAGUACGGGCAGACACCAUGUUACGCAGUAGAGCGCAUGGUGUCUCCUGUACGCAGGCAUAGCCCGGUGCGGUACGUUCCAGCUCCUCGUAUCGGCCGGGCUAGAUUGAGUGUUGAGCCGGAUGUCAUGAGGCCGGCCCCACGCAGCAGGCCACCAAUGCGUCUCCUCGGGCCGGCUUACAUGGCACCAGCCCUACGUAUGGUUUCCCCGGUUCGCCCACAUAGCCCGGUGCGGGUUAUUCCUCCUUCCCGUACUGGUCGGGCGACGGGGAGCAUACAACCAGGUAGGGUUGGGCAGGCUCAGUGCUCAAGGGAGCCAGUACGCCUGCACGGUCCGGUAUUUCCGGCGCCACCUCCCCGCUCCAGCCCAGUACCACCAGUGCCUACACCACGCACCGAGCCUCCUGUGUGUUCCCAGAGUCCUGUGCGUCCUGUUGCUGCUCCCCGCACUAGCCCUGAGAUGCGUGUCCUCAGCCCGGGACCACCAGUUCCGGCACCACGCACUAGGACUUAUGUGCGUCCCCAGGGUCCUGCAUGCCCUGUUGCUGCUCCCCGCACUAGCCCUGAGAUGCGUGUCCUCAGCCCGGGACCACCAGUUCCGGCACCACGCACUAGGACUUAUGUGCGUCCCCAGGGUCCUGCAUGCCCUGUUGCUUCUCCCCGCACUAGCCCUGAGAUGCGUAUCCUCAGCCCGGUACCUCCUGUUCCGGCACCACGCACCAGGCCUACGAUGCGCCUCAGACGGCCAGAGUCUGCCGUCUGCCCAACGGGGCCUGAACUGUCCGUCUGCCCAACGCCGUCUGAACUGCCCGUCUGCCCAACGGCGCCUGAACUGCCCGUCUGCCCAACGCCGUCUGAACUGUCCGUCUGCCAAGCGCCGCAGGAGCUGCCCGUCUGCCAUGAGCCUGCUAAGCCGCCCGUCUGCCAUGAGCCUACAGAGCCGUCCGCCAGACCGGAGCCGCUAGAGCUCUCCGCCAGACAGGAGCAGCCAGAGCCUUCCGCCAGACAGGAGCAGCCAGAGCCUUCCGUCAGACCGGAUCAGCCAGAGCCUUCCGCCAGACAGGAGCAGCCAGAUCCUUCCGCCAGACGGGAUCAGCCAGAGCCUUCCGCCAGCCAUGAGUGGCCAGAUCCGUCAGCCAGCCAUGAGCCGCCAGAUCCGUCAGCCAGCCAUGAGCCGCCAGAUCCGUCAGCCAGCCAUGAGCAGCCAGAUCCGUCAGAGCCAGCCAGCCAGGAUCCGCCACGUAGUCCUGUGCUGCCCCUUAGUCCGGUGCUGUCCCUUAGCCUUGUGCUGCCUCUUAGUCCGGUGCUGCCCAUUUAUCCAGGUGGGUUUAAGUGGAGGGUGGUCAUUGGGAGGAGGUUAAGAAAGCGGGUAGGAACUAUAGUGGGGUGGUGGUCAAGCCCGGAGCCGGAACCGCCUCCGGGGAGCAACACCCACCCAGCCCUCCCCUAUUGUGGGGUUGUGAGGCGCGGUCGCAGUCCGCGCCUUUAGGGGGGGGUACUGUGACGUUCUGGCUCCGGGACUCUUUGUUGUGAGCCAGGGUUGUCAUUUUCUUUUGGGUGUAUUUCUAUGUGGGAUCUGGUUGUUCAUUUUCUAUGUUUGGUUUUGUUGUUUAUUGGGCAUAUGACUCCCAAUCGGAGGUAACGAGUGUCAGCUGUUCGGCUCGUUAUCUCUGAUUGGGAGCCAUAUUUAAUCUGUGUGGUUUCACCUUUGUUUGUGGGUUUUUGUUUCCGUGUGGCUGUUUGUUGUUAUUUCAGCAGUGGAACUUCACGUAUCGUAUUUUGUUGUUUUCUCUGUGGUCACUUUAAUUUAAUAAAGUCAUCAUGUAUCUCGGAACACGCGCUGCGUAUUGGUCUCAUCCUUCAGACGAUCGUGACAAGACCUGCACCAGGCUGGGAAGACUGAAUCUGCAAUAGGUAAGCAGCUUGGUUUGAAGAAAUCAACUGUGGGAGCAAUUAUUAGGAAAUGGAAGACAUACAAGACCACUGAUAAUCUCCCUCGAUCUGGGGCUCCACGCAAGAUCUCACCCCGUGGGGUCAAAAUGAUCACAAGCAAAAAUCCCAGAACCACACGGGGGGACCUAGUGAAUGACCUGCAGAGAGCUGGGACCAAAGUAACAAAGCCUACCAUCAGUAACACACUACGCCGCCAAGGACUCAAAUCCUGCAGUGCCAGACGUGUCCCCCUGCUUAAGCCAGUACAUGUCCAGGCCAGUCUGAAGUUUGCUAGAGUGCAUUUGGAUGAUCCAGAAGAGGAUUGGGAGAAUGUCAUAUGGUCAGAUGAAACCAAAAUAUAACUUUUUGGUAAAAACUCAACUCGUCGUGUUUGGAAUGCUGAGUUGCAUCCAAAGAACACCAUACCUACUGUGAAGCAUGGGGGUGGAAACAUCAUGCUUUGGGGCUGUUUUUCUGCAAAGGGACCAGGACGACUGAUCCGUGUAAAGGAAAGAAUGAAUGGGGCCAUGUAUCGUGAGAUUUUGAGUGAAAACCUCCUUCCAUCAGCAAGGGCAUUGAAGAUGAAACGUGGCUGGGUCUUUCAGCAUGACAAUGAUCCCAAACACACCGCCCGGGCAACGAAGGAGUGGCUUCGUAAGAAGCAUUUCAAGGUCCUGGAGUGGCCUUGCCAGUCUCCAGAUCUCAACCCCAUAGAAAAUCUUUGGAGGGAGUUGAAAGUCCGUGUUGCCCAGCGACAGCCCCAAAACAUCAUUGCUCUAGAGGAGAUCUGCAUGGAGGAAUGGGCCAAAAUACCAGCAACAGUGUGUGAAAACCUUGUGAAGACUUACAGAAAACGUUUGACCUGUGUCAUUGCCAACAAAGGGUAUAUAACAAAGUAUUGAGAAACUUUUGUUAUUGACCAAAUACUUAUUUUCCACCAUCAUUUGCAAAUAAAUUCAUUAAAAAUCCUACAAUGUGAUUUUCAGGAUUUUCUUUUCUCAUUUUAUCUGUCAUAGUUGACGUGUACCUAUGAUGAAAAUUACAGGCCUCUCUCAUCUUUUUAAGUGGGAGAACUUGCACAAUUGGUGGCUGACUAAAUACUUUUUAUCCCCACUGUAUAUAUUGAAUUCUUAUCUUCACAUUGCCAAAACCUCAUCAUCCCUCAAUAAUUUCAAGCGACGACUGGGGGUCAGCCUGAUGAACCAAACUAUUCAGUAAUCUCCUCCAUAUAGCCCAACUCUCACACACUCACAUCCACACAUGCACACACACAUAUAUAUAAAACAUAUACUGUUAAUUUUUUUUGUGAUUGCUGACUGGUUCAUUUGUACAUUUAUGAUUAGUAGGUUUUGUUAUCUGUUUUAACAAACCUUUCUUAUUUUUGUACUUAUGGAUUGUAUAUUGUUUGUUUGUGGUGUGAUUUUUAUGUAAGCCCUUGGGCUUCCAACCACACGUGCACACCGUUGUAUUUUGUAUUAUUUGUUUUUAUCUAUAUUGUUGUUUAUCACUUAUUUUCUUUGGUGCAAAUAAAUGAAACCUUAAACCUCCUCUCCUCUCCUCUCCUCUCCUCUCCUCUCCUCUCCUCUCCUCUCCUCUCCUCUCCUCUCCUCUCCUCUUCUCUUCUCUCCUAUCCUCUGCUCUCCUCUUCUCCUCUCUUAUGUGUGCAGUGAGCUGGGAGACAACAUGCAGCUCCACAGUAUACCUGCCAAUGCCUUUCAAGGGAUCACAGAGGAGAGUGUGUACAUGUGAGUAUGAGUACAAUACUAUUACUUAUUUGGAGCAAUACUCCAAACAGCCAUACUAUGGGAUCUCCAAUGUUCUUGAGCAAUUUACAAGUUUUGUACGAUUUCAAUUUGCCUCAGCACGUGUUUAGAUCAUUGAUUUGAGAAUUUUCUCAUCUGGGUGUUUAAUGUAAGAAUUGUUUCACUGCUGAUUUCAUUAAAUCUCAUCUAAUUGAUUGCGGUAACCAUGAUAAUUUUCAUCGAAUCCAGGGUUUAGGACAGCACUUGUAAAUUAUGUUUUUAAAUCAAUUUCUGUUGUAUGUAAGCAAUUGUAAAUCGGUCAAGCUGACAUUAACAACCAAUUUAAAUUAAAUGUGUGGAAAUGUGUUUCUUACAGGAAUAUUUUAAAAAAUGGAUUCAAGGAAAUCAAGUCGCACGCUUUCAACGGAACAAAGCUGGAUAGACUGUACGUAUUCCCCUUAAACAAUCAACCCUUUCCUCCGCUUCCUGCUUAGUUUCAGUUCUUACAACAAAGUGCCUGAAACACACACACACACACACACGUGCACGCACGCACACACACUCUCAACAGGACCUGCUCUUGUGAUUUUUGCUAAGCCUUUGUUGCUGUUAUUUCAGAGUUGUGUCAAAGGCUUGGGUUAAUCAAAGAAACUCGAUGUACCAGUAAAAUAACGUCUUGUAAGACACAAUAUUGAGUGGGCGCCAUGUUGUUUACUUUGCUCAACAUCUUGAUCAAAGCAGAAUCACUUUCAAUGAGUCUAAACAUUCAUACUAUUACUGAACAAAAAUAUAAACGCAACAUGCAACAAUUUAAAAGAUUUUACUGAGCUACAGUUCAUAGAAGGAAAUCAGUCAAUUUAAAUAAAUUCAUUAGGCCCUAAUCUAUGGAUUUCGGGCAUCGGCCCACCCACUUGGGAGUCAGGUCCACACACUGGGGAGCCAGCCCCCCCAUCAGACGAUCCCGCAGGUGAAGAAGCCGGAUGUACAGGUCGUGGGCUGGCGUGGUUACACAUGGUCUGCGGUUGUGAGGCCGGUUGGACAUACUGCCAAAUUCUCAAAAACGAUGUUGGAGGCGGUUUAUGGUAGAGAAAUGAGCAUUCAAUUCUCUGGGAACAGCUCUGGUGGACAUUCCUAUAGUCAGCAUGCCAAUUGCAUGCUCCAUCAAAACUGUAAUGAUCAUGCUGUUUAAUCAGUUUCCUCAUAUACCACACCUGUCAGGUGGAUGGAUUAUCUUGGCAAAGGAGAAAUGCUCACUUACAGGGAUGUAAGCAAUUUUGUACACACAAUUUGAGAGAAAUAACCUUUUUGUGCAUAUGGGAUCUUUUAUUUCAGCUCAUGAAACAUGGGACCAACACUUUACAUGUUGCGUUUAUAUCUUUCUUCGGUAAAAUCUCAGAUACAGUUGAAGCCAGAAGUUUACAUACACCUUAGCCAAAUACAUUUAAACUCAGUAUUUCACAAUUCCUGACAUUUAAUCCUGUUAAAAACUCCAUGUCUUAGGUCAGUUAGAAUGUGAAAUGUCAGAAUAAUAGUAGAGGGAAUGAUUUAUUUCAGCUUUUAUUUAUUUCAUCACAUACCCAGUGGGUCAGAAGUUUACAUACACUCAAUUAGUAUUUGGUAGCAUUACCUUUAAAUUGUUUAACUUGGGUCAAACGUUUCAGGUUAGACUUCCACAAGCUUCCCACAAUAAGUAGGGUGAAUUUUGGCCCACUCCUCCUGACAGAGCUGGUGUAACUGAGUCAGGUUUGUCGGCCUCCUUGCUCGAACAUGCUUUUUCAGUUCUGCCCACAAAUUGUCUAUAGGAUUGAGGUCAGGGCUUUGUGAUGGCCACUCCAAUACCUUUACUUUGUUGUCCUUAAGCCAUUUUGCCACAACUUUGGAAGUAUGCUUUGGGUCAUUGUCCAUUUGGAAGACCCAUUUGCGACCAAGCUUUAACUUCCUGACUAAUGUCUUGAGAUGUUGCUUCAAUAUAUCCACCUAAUUUACCUUCCUCAUGAUGCCAUCUAUUUUGUGAAGUGCACCAGUCCCUCCUGCAGCAAAGCACCCCCACAGCAUGAUGCUGCCACCCCCGUGCUUCACGGUUGGGAUGGUGUUCUUCGGCUUGCAAGAUACCACCAUUUUCCUCCAAACAUAACGAUGGUCAUGAUGGCCAAACAGUUCUAUUUUUGUUUCAUCAGACCAGAGGACAUUUCUCCAAAAAGUGCGAUCUUUGUCCCCAUGUGCAGUUGCAGACCGUACUCUGGCUUUUUUAUGGCGGUUUUGGAGCAGUGGCUUCUUCCUUGCUGAGCGGCCUUUCAGGUUAUGUCGAUAUAGGACUCGUUUUACUGUGGAUAUAGAUACUUUUGUACCUGUUUCCUCCAGCAUUUUCACAAGGUCCUUUGCUGUUGUUCUGGGAUUGAUUUGCACUUUUCGCACCAAAGUACGUUAAUCUCUAGGAGACAGAACGAGUCUCCUUCCUGAGCGGUAUGACGGCUGCGUGGUCCCAUGGUGUUUAUACUUGCGUACUAUUGUUUGUACAGAUGAACGUGGUACCUUCAGGUGUUUGGAAAUGGCUCCCAAGGAUGAACCAGACUUGUGGAGGUCUAUAAUUGUUUUUCUGAGGUCUUGGCUGAUUUAUUUUGAUUUUCACAUGAGGUCAAGCAAAGAGGCACUGAGUUUGAAGGUAGGCCUUGAAAAACAUCUACAGGUACACCUCCAAUUGACUCAAAUGAUGUCAAUUAGCCUAUCAGAAGCUUCUAAAGCCAUGACAUCAUUUUCUGGAUUUUUCUAAGCUGUUUAAAGGCACAAUCAACUUAAAAUCAACUUAAACUUCUGACCCACUGGAAUUGUGAUACAGUGAAUUAUAAGUGAAAUAAUCUGUCUGUAAACAAUUGUUAGAACAAUUACUUGUGUCAUGCACAAAGUAGAUGUCCUAACCGACUUGCCAAAACUAUAGUUUGUUAACAAGAUAUUUGUGGAGUGGUUGAAAAAAACGAGUUUUAAUGACUCCAACCUAAGUGUAUGUAAACUUCCGACUUCAACUGUAUUACUGAAGGCUAUUAUCUUUGUGCAUUUCAAAACCUCCAGAAGCAAUUUAAUUUACCUGGCACUUCCUUUUUCUUUUACUUACAACUUCAUUCUGCUUUGCGUGUAUAUGGAGUCCCACGGGGGCAAGAAUGGUCUAUCCAUCCUAUCCACAAAUUAUUUAUUCAUAGUAACACAGGGACGGGUCUCUAAAUUACAUUCUCUGCUACUUAAAAUUACUCAUAAAUCAAUCCGUUCCCAUGCAUCAUGGAAGAAAGACCUCUCUGUGUGUAGUACUGUGACUAAUUGGACAAGAGUUUGAUCUAACAUAUCAUUUUUAUCAAGAAACCCCAACCACCAAAUGAUACAUUACAAUUUUGCCCAUAGAACUUACUGCACACCAUGCUAACUAUUCAAGAUGAAGCUAGACAAUCCCCAAAUUGCUCACUGUGCCCUCAGGGGGCUCCUUGUACAUUUAUUCAUAUGGUAUGGGAACUGUUUGUCUUGUUCGAUCUUGUCACUUGUUUCCUUGUCCAUGUGUUCCUGUUUUGUGUCACCCAUAUUUCACUCAUUUAUUGCAAGGAUAUAACUUCCAUUGCUUGUGCUCAUUUGUGCUCAAGACAAACAGGAUUUAAUACUAUGUGUAUCAUGUGAUUGUUUUCUCGUGUAGGAUUCUGAAAGACAACAGGUAUCUGAGGAACAUCCAUGAAGAUGCCUUUGAGGGAGCGUCAGGGCCAACUGUGCUGUAAGUGAAUACUUCCUUAGAAAAGUAUUAUGUAACAUUCACCUUUAAUACACUCCAUUCCUAUAAUAUAAUCAUCCCACUGGUCACAGAUGUCAAUUCAACGUCUAUUCCACGUUGGUUCCACGUAAUGUAAUUGAAAUAAUGUGGAAACAACAUGAUUAAACCAGGAGCUGAUCAUGGACUACAGGAAACGGAGGGCCGAGCACGGCCCCAUUCACAUCAACGGGGCUGUAGUGGAGCGGGUCGGGAGCUUCAAGUACCUCAGUGUCCACAUCAUUAAGGAUCUAUCAUGGUCCAAACACACCAACACAGUUGUGAAGAGGGCAUGACAAUGCCUCUUCCCCUUCAGGAUCCUGAAAAGAUUUGGUAUGGGUCCUCAGAUCCACAAAUAGUUUUGAAGCUGCACCAUUGAGAGUAUCUUGACUGGCUGCAUCACCGCUUGGUAUGGCAACUGCUUGGCAUCCAACCGCAAGGCGCUACAGAGGGUAAUGCGUGCGGCCCAGUACAUCACUGGGGCCGAGCUCCCUGCCAUCCAGGACCUCUAUACCAGGAGGUGUCAGAGGAAGGCCCUAAAAUUGUCAAAGACUCCAGCCAUCCACGUCAUAGACUGUUCUCUCUGCUACCGCAAAGCAAGCGGUACCGAUGCACCUAGACUGGAACCAACAGGACCCUGAACAGCUUCUAUCCUCAAGCCAUAAGACUGCCAAAUAACCUACCUGGACAAUCUUCAUUGACCCUUUUUGCACAAACCUUUUUUUUACUCAUCACAUACGCUGCUGCUACUGUUUAUUAUCUGUCACUUUUUUCGUAGUUAUAUGUACAGUACCAGUCAAAAGAUUGGACACACCUUCUCAUUCCAGGAUCUUUCUUUCUUUUUACUAUUUUCUACAUUGUAGAAUAAUAGUGAAGAAUUCAAAACUAUGAACUAACACAUAUGGAAUCAUGUAGUAACCAAAAGUGUUAAACAAAUCAAAAUAUAUUUUAUAUUUGAGAUUCUUCAAAUAGCCACCCUUUGCCUUGAUGACAGCUUUGCACACUCUUGGCAUUCUCUCCACCAGCUUCACCUGGAAUGCUUUUCCAACAGUCUUGAAGGAAUUAUGCUGAGCACUUGUUGGCUGCUUUUCCUUCACUCUGCGGUUCGACUCAUCCCCAAACCAUCUCAAUUGGGUUGAGGUUGGGGUAUUCUGGAGGCCAGGUCAUCUGAUGCAGCACUCCAUCACUCUCCUUCUUGGUAAAAUAGCCCUUACACAGCCUGGAGGUGUGUGGGUCAUUGUCCUGUUGAAAAACGAAUGAUAGUCCCACUAAGCCCAAAUCAGAUGGGAUGGCGUAUCGCUGCAGAAUGCUGUGGUAGCCAUGCUGGUUAAGUGUGCCUUGAAUUCUAAAUAAAUCACAGACAGUGUCACCAGCAAAGCACCCCCACACCAUAACACCUCAUCCUCCAUGCUUUAUGGUGGGAAAUACACAUCUCACAAAGACACAGCGGUUGGAACCAAAGAUCUCCAAUUUGGACUCCAGACCAAAGGACAGAUUUCCACCGGUAUAAUGUCCAUUGCUCAUGUUUCUUGGCCCCAGCAAGUCUCUUAUUAUUGGUGUCCUUGAGCAGUGGUUUCUGCAGCAAUUCGACCAUGAAGGCCUGAUUCAAACAGUCUCCUCUGAACAGUUGAUGUUGAGAUGUGUCUGUUACUUGAACUCUGUGAAGCAUUUAUUUGGCCUGCAAUUUCUGAGGCUGGUAACUCUAAUGAACUUAUCCUCUGCAGCAGAGGUAACUCUGGGUCUUCCAUUCCUGUGGCGGUCCUCAUGAGAGCCAGUUUCAUCAUAGCAGUUGAUGGUUUUUGCAACUGCACUUGAAGAAACAUUAAAAGUUCUUGAAAUGUUCUGUAUUGACUGACCUUCAUGUCUUAAAAGUAAUGAUGGACUGUCGUUUCUCUUUGUUCAUUUGAGCUGUUCUUGACAUAAUAUGGACUUGGUCUUUUACCAAAUAGGGCUAUCUUCUGUAUAGCCCCCCUACCUUGUCACAACACAACUGAUUGGCUCAAACGCAUUAAGAAGGAAAGAAAUUCCACAAAUUAACUUUUAAGAAGACACACCUGUUAAUUGAAAUGCAUUCCAGGUGACUACUUCAUGAAGCUGGUUGAGAGAAUGUCAAGAGUGUGCAAAGCUAUCAUCAAGGCAAAUGGUGGCUAUUUGAAGAAUCUCAAAUAUAAAAUAUAUUUUGAUUUGUUUAAACACUUUUUUGGUUACUACAUGAUUCCAUAUGUGUUUCAUAGUUUUGAUGUCUUCACUAUUAUUCUACAAUGUAAAACAAUUUUAAAAUAAAGAAAAACCCUUGAAUGAGUAGGUGUGUCCAAACUUUUGACUGGUAGUGUACAUACAGUGUCCACUUCAAUUACCUCGUACCCCUGCACAUUGUCUCGGUACUGGUACCCCUUGUAUAUAGCCAAGUUAUUUUUACUCAUUGUGUAUCUACAGUAUUAUUACUUUUAUUAUUAUGUGGUUUAUUUCCUAUUAUUUCUCUAUCUUCUUUCUCUCUGCAUUUUUGGGAAGGGCCCAUUAGUAAGCAUUUCACUGUUAGUCCACACCUGUUGUUUACGAAUAAAAUUUCAUUUUAUUUGUGUGCCCAGUGGGAUUCUUCCUGCCACACUGACCUCCACAGUGCCUCAGUAUUUCCUGUUUCCCUAUCUAUAACUGGCAAUGUCAAAGAUACACAUUAGUUAUACAUUAAACAAAGAUUACAUGGACACUAAAUCUGACUACUGGGAACUGUUAUCAUAGAGACCUUGUGGUUUAUGGUGUUUUAUACAGCGGGUGGGUCUAAUCCUAAAUGCUGAUUGGAGGGGUUUCUUAAUGAUUUUUCAUUGACGUUCAACAAAACAAGGUUGAUGCUUGUUGACACAGACAUGCUGUAAUCUAUACCGAACAAAAAUAUAAACGCAACAUGUAAAGUGUUGUUCCCAUGUUUCAUGAGCUGAAAUAAAAGAUCCCAGAGAUUUUCCAUACGCACAAAAAGCUUAUUUCUCUCAAAUUGUGUGCACAAAUUUGUUUACAUCCCUGUUAGUGAGCAUUUCUCCUUUGCCAAGACAAUCCAUCCACCUGACAGGUGUGGCAUAUCAAGAAGCUGAUUAAACAGCAUGAUCAUUACUAGGGGUGUAACGAUCCAUCUACUACAUCGAUGUAUCGAUUUAUAUUCCUAUGAUCCAACUACAUCGAUCUGUGCUCGGCGAGUUGGCCUUUUGGACAACAUAUAUCAAUCUAACAUCGUUUUAAAAUGUAAUAAAUCGAUUGUAUCGAUACUAGGAAAUAACCCAUUGGAUUUAAGCACGUCAGACUUUAUAUGGAUGUUUUUUCUUAGCACUUUUAAUGAUAAAGGCUUUAAACAUUACUCGAUUCAGUCUGCCUAUCCGUGACGUCAUCGCCCCGCGCCAGCAGCAGCGCAAAGGCGCAAAGACAACAAAACAUAGCAGCGGACGACAGAGGAGAAGCCGACGAGCGAGAAAUUAUCAAGCCACCAUUGCGGUCCUUACAAGAAACAGGAAUCUAGGAAACUUCACCUGCACUGUCCUGUAUCCAGGUAUUUAUUUCAGUCACACUGGUUGAAUUUUUGGCUAAAAGGUUACUGAAUCGAUUUCAAGUCACUGAAUCGUUACGGAUCAUAUCGUUCUAAAUGAACCAAUAUCGUCCUUGAAUCGUAUUGACAACCACGAAUCGUGAUACAAAUCGAGUCGUUGUUAAAACGAAUCGUUACACCCCUAAUCAUUACACAUGUGCACCUUGUGCUGGGGACAAUAAAAGGCCACUCUAAAAUGUGCAGUUUUGGCACACAACACAAUGCCACAGAUGUCUCAAGUUUUGAGGGAGCGUGAAAUUGGCAUGUGACUGCAGGAAUGUCCACCAGAGCUGUUGCCAGAGAAUUGAAUGUUAAUUUCUCUACCAUAAACCGCCUCCAGCAUUGUUUGGCAGUACGUCCAACCGGCCUCACAACCACAGACCACGUGUAACCACGCCAGCCCAGGACCUCCACAUCCUGCUUCUUCACCUGUGGGAUCGUCUGAGACCAGCCACCCAGAUAGCUGAUGAAACUGUGGGUUUGCAGAACCGAAGAAUUUCUGCACAAACUGUCAGAAACUGUCUCAGGGAAGCUCAUCUGCAUGCUCAACGUCCUCACCAGGGUCUUGACCUGACUGCAGUUCGGCGUCGUAACCGACUUCAGUGGGCAAAUGCUCACCUUCAAUGGCCACUGGCACCCUGGAGAAGUGUGGUCUAUUUUUAAGGUAUCUGUGACCAACAGAUGCAUAUCUGUAUUCCCAGUCAUAGGUUAGGGCCUAAUGAAUUUAUUUAAAUUGACUGAUUUCCUUAUAUGAACUGUAACUCAGUAAAAAUCGUUGCAUGUUGCGUUUAUAGUUUUUUUCAGUGAAUAUACAAUUUGGCGGCCAGGUCUCCUUCUGUAUUUGUGAGAUUGUAAUAGUAUGUUGUCUAGUCUAGUUGUAUUGUUUGUUUGCAUCCUGCUUGACAUUGUUAAAAACAAAAGUGUUCACGUUUGUUAAGGUGAAAGGUUAGGGUUAGGUCUGGCGGGGUAGGUAGCCCAGCGGCUAAGGAGUUGGACCUGUAGCCGAAAGGUCGCCUUUUGGAAUCCCGGGCCAUGCGCUGGAAAAAAGGGGGGAAAUUGAUCUGACAACUGGAGAGCUGCUGGGUUCAUAUCCUAAUAACAAUCCCCUACCAUUGGGAUCUUGAGCAAGGCCCUUAACCCCACAACAUGCUCUCCAUCCAGGGGUGCUGCACUGCAGCUUGACCCUGUGCUACUCUCAACGUUGUGUCUGUGUGAUGUGUGGGAGGGGUUGAGAAAUGAAGAGAGCAGAAGACAAAUGUCUAUUGUUCGCUGUAACUAUGGACAAUAAAGUUAUAUUGUAACAGGUAGGCAAAAAUGUGUCAACUUUUGACUUAGGUGUUUACUGUAUCUUGUUGUGUGUGUUGUCCAGUGACGUCUCCUCCACAGCUCUCCACACACUUCCCCGUCGAGGCUUGGGACAUUUGAAGGUCCUGAUCGCCCGUUCUACCCCCUACCUGAAGACUCUACCCCCUCUGGAAAGCCUCCUAGAGCUAGAGGUGGCAGAGGUCACUUACCCCAGCCACUGCUGUGCCUUCCACACCUGGCAACACAACAGGUAGGUACACAUCCCUAAAUAUUUCAAAAACUAAAAGCAUUGUACAGUGAGGGAAAAAAGUAUUUGAUCCCCUGCUGAUUUUGUACGUUUGCCCACUGACAAAGAAAUGAUCCGUCUAUAAUUUUAAUGGUAGGUUUAUUUGAACAGUGAGAGACAGAAUAACAACAACAAAAUCCAGAAAAAUGCAUGUCAUAAAUGUUAUAAAUUGAUUAGCAUUUUAAUGAGGGAAAUAAGUAUUUGACCCCCUCUCAAUCAGAAAGAUUUCUGGCUCCCAGGUGUCUUUUAUACAGGUAACAAGCUGAGAUUAGGAGCACACUCUUACAGGGAGUGCUCCUAAUCUCAGUUUGUUACCUGUAUAAAAGACACCUGUCCACAGAAGCAAUCAAUCAAUCAGAUUCCAAACUCUCCACCAUGGCCAAGACCAAAGAGCUCUCCAAGGAUGUCAGGGACAAGAUUGUAGACCUACACAAGGCUGGAAUGGGCUACAAGACCAUCGUCAAGCAGCUUGGUGAGAAGGUGACAACAGUUGGUGCGAUUAUUCGCAAAUGGAAGAAACACAAAAUAACUGUCAAUCUCCCUCGGCCUAGGGCUCCAUGCAAGAUCUCAACUCGUGGAGUUGCAAUGAUCAUGAGAACGGUGAGGAAUCAGCCCAGAACUACACAGGAUGAUCUUGUCAAUGAUCUCAAGGCAGCUGGGACCAUAGUCACCAAGAAAACAAUUGGUAACACACUAUGCCGUGAAGGACUGAAAUCCUGCAGCGCCCGCAAGGUCCCCCUGCUCAAGAAAGCACAUAUACAAGCCCGUCUGAAGUUUGCCAAUGAACAUCUGAAUGAUUUAGAGGAGAACUGGGUGAAAGUGUUGUGGUCAGAUGAGACCAAAAUGGAGCUCUUUGGCAUCAACUCAACUCGCCGUGUUUGGAGGAGGAGUAAUGCUGCCUAUGACCCCAAGAACACCAUCCCCACCAUCAAACAUGGAGGUGGAAACAUUAUGCUUUGGGUGUGUUUUUCUGCUAAGGGGACAGGACAACUUCACUGCAUCAAAGUGACGAUGGACGGGGCCAUGUACCAACAAAUCUUGGGUGAGAACCUCCUUCCCUCAGCCAGGGCAUUGAAAAUGGGUCGUGGAUGGGUAUUCCAGCAUGACAAUGACCCAAAACACACGGCCAUGGCAACAAAGGAGUGGCUCAAGAAGAAGCACAUUAAGGUCCUGGAGUGGCCUAGCCAGUUUCCAGACCUUAAUCCCAUAGAAAAUCUGUGGAGGGAGCUGAAGGUUCGAGUUGCCAAACGUCAGCCUCGAAACGUUAAUGACUUGGAGAAGAUCUGCAAAGAGGAGUGGGACAAAAUCCCUUCUGAGAUGUGUGCAAACCUGGUGGCCAACUACAAGAAACGUCUGACCUCUGUGAUUGCCAACAAGGGUUUUGCCACCAAGUACUAAGUCAUGUUUUGCAGAGGGGUCAAAUACUUAUUUCCCUCAUUAAAAUGCAAAUCAAUUCAUAACAUUUUUUACACGCGUUUUCUGGAUUUUUUUGUUGUUAUUCUUUCUCUCACUGUUCAAAUAAACCUACCAUUAAAAUUAUAGACUGAUCAUGUCUUUGUCAGUGGGCAAACGUACAAAAUCAGCAGGGGUUCAAAUACUUUUUUCCCUCACUGUAUUUGGGACAAAUCAUUCACUAAACCCUAACCUCAACUACAUCUUGUAAUAAAUAAUGUGAAAAUUGAGCAAGUUGGGGUGACUAAACUGCUUGGAGUAACCCUGGACUGUAAACUGUCAUGGUCAAAACAUGUUGAUACAACAGUAGCUAAGAUGGGGAGAAGUCUGUCCAUAAUAAAGCGCUACUCUGGCUUUUUAACAACACUACCAACAAGGCAGAUCCUACAGGCUCUAGUUUUGUCGCAUGGUCAGGUGCCACAAAGAGAGACCUCGGAAAAUUACAACUGGCUCAGAACAGGGCAGCAAGGCUGCCCCUUAAAUGUACACGGAGAGCUAGCAUAUGUAAAUCUCUCAAAUCAAAUCAAAUUUUAUUUGCCACAUGCGCCGAAUACAACAGGUGUAGACCUUACAGUGAAAUGCUUACUUACAAGCCCUUAACCAACAAUGCAGUUUUAAGAAAAAUAAGUGUUAAGUAAAAAAUAGAUAAGUAAAAAUUUUUAAUAACAAAUAAUUAAAGAGCAGCAGUAAAAUAAAAUAACAUAAAGGGAGGCUAUAUACAGGGGGUACCGGUACAAAGUCAAUGUGCGGGGGCACAGGUUAGUAGAUAAUAAACAGAGAGUAGCAGCAGCGUAAAAGAGGGGGUGGGGUGGGGUGGGGUGGGGGGGACAAUGCAAAUAGUCCAGGUAGCCAUGAUUAGCUGUUCAGGAGUCUUAUGGCUUGGGGGUAGAAGCUGUUAAGAAGCCUUUUGGACCUAGACUUGGCGCUCCGGUACCGCUUGCCGUUUGGUAGCAGAGAGAACAGUCUAUGACUAGGGUGGCUGGAGUCUUUGACAAUUUUUAGGGCCUUCCUCUGACACCGCUUGGUAUAGAGGUCCUGGAUGGCAGGAAGCUUGACCCCAGUGAUGUACUGGGCCGUACACACUACCCUCUGUAGUGCCUUGCGGCCGGAGGCCAAGCAGUUGCCAUACCAGGCAGUGAUGCAACCAGUUAGGAUGCUCUCGAUGGUGCAGCUGUAUAACUUUUUGAGGAUCUGAGGACCCAUGCCAAAUCUUUUCAGUCUCCUGAGGGGGAAUAGGCUUUGUCGUACCCUCUUCACGACUGUCUUGGUGUGUUUGGACCAUGAUAGUUUGUUGGUGAUGUGGACACCAAGGAACUCAUGGCUCAAAGUGGAGGAGAGAUUGACUUCAUCACUACUUGUUUUUGUAAGAAGUGUUGACAUGCUGAAUGCACUGAGGUCUCUGUUUAAACUACUAGCACACAGCUCGGACACCCAUGCAUACCCCACAAGACAUGCCACCAAAGGUCUUUUCACAAUCCCCAAGUCAAGAACAGACUAUGGGAGGCGCACAGUACUCCAUAGAGCCAUGGUUACAUGGAACUCUAUUCCACAUCAGGUAACUGUUGCAAGCAGUAGAAUCAGAUUUUAAAAAACAGAUAAAAAUACACCUUAUGGAACAGCAGGGAAUGUGAAGAGACGCUCAAACAGGCACAGACACACAUACACAUGAUAAGACACGCACUCUACACACACGUGCACAUAGAUGUUGUAUUGUAAAUAUGUGAUAGUGGAGUAGUGGCCUGAGGGAACACACUAAAUGUAUUGGGUAAAGUGUUAUGAAAUGUAAUGUCAUGUAAUAUUUACAAUUGUAUAUACAGUGGGGGGGAAAAAGUAUUUAGUCAGCCACCAAUUGUGCAAGUUCUCCCACUUAAAAAGAUGAGAGAGGCCUGUAAUUUUCAUCAUAGGUACACGUCAACUAUGACAGACAAAAUGAGAAAAGAAAAUCACAUUGUAGGAUUUUUAAUGAAUUUAUUUGCAAAUGAUGGUGAAAAAUAAGUAUUUGGUCAAUAACAAAAGUUUCUCAAUACUUUGUUAUAUACCCUUUGUUGGCAAUGACACAGGUCAAACGUUUUCUGUAAGUCUUCACAAGGUUUUCACACACUGUUGCUGGUAUUUUGGCCCAUUCCUCCAUGCAGAUCUCCUCUAGAGCAGUGAUGUUUUGGGGCUGUCGCUGGGAAACACGGACUUUCAACUCCCUCCAAAGAUUUUCUAUGUGGUUGAGAUCUGGAGACUGGCUAGGCCACUCCAGGACCUUGAAAUGCUUCUUACGAAGCCACUCCUUCGUUGCCCGGGCGGUGUGUUUGGGGUCAUUGUCAUGCUGAAAGACCCAGCCACGUUUCAUCUUCAAUGCCCUUGCUGAUGGAAGGAGGUUUUCACUCAAAAUCUCACGAUACAUGGCCCCAUUCAUUAUUUCCUUUACACGGAUCAGUCGUCCUGGUCCCUUUGCAGAAAAACAGCCCCAAAGCAUGAUGUUUCCACCCCCAUGCUUUACAGUAGGUAUGGUGUUCUUUGGAUGCAACUCAGCAUUCUUUGUCCUCCAAACACGACGAGUUGAGUUUUUACCAAAAAGUUAUAUUUUGGUUUCAUCUGACCAUAUGACAUUCUCCCAAUCCUCUUCUGGAUCAUCCAAAUGCACUCUAGCAAAUUUCAGACGGGCCUGGACAUGUACUGGCUUAAGCAGGGGGACACGUCUGGCACUGCAGGAUUUGAGUCCCUGGCGGCGUAGUGUGUUACUGAUGGUAGGCUUUGUUACUUUGGUCCCAGCUCUCUGCAGGUCAUUCACUAGGUCCCCCCAUGUGGUUCUGGGAUUUUUGCUCACCGUUCUUGUGAUCAUUUUGACCCCACGGGGUGAGAUCUUGCAUGGAGCCCCAGAUCGAAGGAGAUUAUCAGUGGUCUUGUAUGUCUUCCAUUUCCUAAUAAUUGCUCCCACAGUUGAUUUCUUCAAACCAAGCUGCUUACCUAUUGCAGAUUCAGUCUUCCCAGCCUGGUGCAGGUCUACAAUUUUGUUUCUGGUGUCCUUUGACAGCUCUUUGGUCUUAGCCAUAGUGGAGUUUGGAGUGUGACUGUUUGAGGUUGUGGACAGGUGUCUUUUAUACUGAUAACAAGUUCAAACAGGUGCCAUUAAUACAGGUAACGAGUGGAGGACAGAGGAGCCUCUAAAAGAAGAAGUUACAGGUUUGUGAGAGCCAAAAAUCUUGCUUGUUUGUAGGUGACCAAAUACUUAUUUUCCACCAUAAUUUGCAAAUAAAUUCAUUAAAAAUCCUACAAUGUGAUUUUCUGGAUUUUCUUUUCUCAAUUUGUCUGUCAUAGUUGACGUGUACCUAUGAUGAAAAUUACAGGCCUCUCUCAUCUUUUUAAGUGGGAGAACUUGCACAAUUGGUGGCUGACUAAAUACUUUUUUCCCCCACUGUAACUGCCUUAAUGUUGCUGGACCCCAGGAAGUGUAGAUGCAGCAGCUAAUGGGGAUCCUUAAUAAAUACAAAUACACAUCACACAUAGGUGCUCAUCACAGGUUGACACUCAAGGGUCUACUCUAACAUGUGUUUUUCUCCUUAUCCAUCCAAAGGGAAAAAGUUGUCCUUGCACUCUCUCCGAACCUCAGAAGGCUGUGCGAUGAUGAUGACGAAAUCAAGUAAGACAAUUUUUCCACUAUGUAUCAGGGGAAAGUUCUGUUGUCAGGCUUGCGGAAUGUUUUUCCCUUGACUUUACAGGUCUCAACCUCUCCACCUAACGUUUCUCAAAUCCAUGUUUUCUUCCCCUUUUCUCCAGGGACAAUGUGACAGACCUGUACGACAUCAACCUCCAAUACCCAGACCUGCAGCUGAGCCUGUGUCCUGGACCCUUCCAGUGUACCCCAGAGCCCGAUGCCUUCAACCCCUGUGAGGACCUGCUGGGGUAUUCCUUCCUCCGCUCAGUCACCUGGCUCAUGACUGUGUUUGCUGUGCCCGGGAACAUGGCCGUGCUGGUCGUACUGAUCAUCAGGUAAAGAGGGAGAACAUAGAGAUUUAUGAUAAACAAGAGUGGUCAAUGUCAUAGACCUGUAUGUCUCUAGACAAGUGUGCUGAUAAUGGCAGCCAUCUUUGUCAGGGAUAGAUUCCAAACCAAUUUAAUUGGGAUGAAUGGAUAGUAAUCGAUUUAAUUAUAUGGGAAUGAAUGCUUUAAUUGCAACAUAUAUCCAAGUAAUUGCUGAUUUUGUUUUUAACAUUUUUGAUCAUUCUCCUCACUAGCCACCAGAAGCUCAGUGUCUCUCGGUUCCUGAUGUGUAACCUGGCCUUCGCAGACCUCUGCAUGGGGGUAUACCUCCUCCUCAUUGCAGCCAUGGACUACCACUCACGCAAUGUACGUAGCCCAGAGGCUUAGAGAGGUGUAUCAGUGACUAGAAGGUCACUGGUUCAAGUCUCAAGCUGGGCGAUGAAAAGUUGGGGACUGAACUGGCUUCUGUAGGGCUGCUCUUUUCAGUUUAGUACAUUACUACCAACCACCUACCAUUGUGCCCUUGAGCAAGGCAUGACUUAACCCCUAAACUGCUCCAGGGGGGCUGCACUGCGGCUGACCCUGUGAUGCUUGCUUUCCAAUGUUUAUAUUUCUGUAAUAAAGUUGUAUUUGUAUUGUAGGAGUACUACAACUACACCACGGACUGGCAGAUGGGCACGGGUUGUGGUGUGGCGGGGUUCCUGACGGUGUUCGCCAGCGAGCUGUCGGUCUACACACUGACCAUGAUAACGUUAGAGCGGUGCCACACCAUCACCAACGCCAUGCACAAGAACAAGAGGCUGCAGCUGAGGCAUGUGAUGGCCUUUAUGGCUGGGGGGUGGGGCUUCUCUCUAUUGGCCGCUCUGCUUCCUGUCCUCGGGGUCAGCAGCUACACUAAGGUCAGCAGAAUUUGAAAAUAUACACUGAAAAAAAAUAUAAACGCAACAUGUAAUGUGUUGGUCCCAUGUUUCAUGAGCUUAAAUAAAAGAUCCCAUACAUUUCUAAUAUGCACAAUAAGCUUAUUUCUCUCAAAAUGUGUGCACAAAUCUGUUUACAUCCCUGUUCGUGAGCAUUUCUCCUUUGCCAAGAUAAUCCAUCCACCUGACAUGUGUGGCAUAUCAAGAAGCUGAUUAAACAGUAUGAUCAUUACACACCUUGUGCUGGGGACAAAAAAAGGCCACUCUAAACUGUGCAGUUUUGUCAUACAACACAAUGCCACAGAUGUCUCAAGUUUUGAGGGAGCAUGCAAUUGGCAUGCUGACUGCAGGAAUGUCCACCAGAGCUGCUGCCAGAGAAUUUAAUGUUAAUUUCUCUACCAUAAGCCACCUCCUACGUCGUUUUAGAGAAUUUGGCAGUACGUCCAACCGGGCUCACAACCACAGACCAUGCGUAUGGCGUUGGGUGGGCAAGCGGUUUGCUGAUGUCAACGUUGUUAACAGAGUGCCCCAUGUUGGCAGUGGGGUUAUGGUAUGGGCAGGCAUAAGCUACAGACAACAAACACAAUUAUGUUUUAUCAAUGGCAAUUUGAAUGCACAGAUAUACCGUGACGAGAUCCUGAGGCCCAUUGUCCUGCCAUUACCUCAUGUUUCAGCAUGAUAAUGCAUGGCCCCAUGUCGCAAGGAUCUGUACAUAAUUCUUGGAAACUGAAAAUGUCCUAGUUCUUCCAUGGCCUGCAUACUCACCAGACCCAUCACCCAUUGAGCAUGUUUAGGAUGCUCUGGAUCGACAUGUAUGACAGCAUGUUCCAGUUCCGCCAAUAUCCAGCAACUUUGCACAGCCAUUGAAGAGGAGUUGGACAACAUUCCACAAGCCACAAUCAACAGCCUGAUCAACUCUAUGUGAAGGAGAUGUGUCGCGCUGCAUGAGGCAAAUGGUGGUCACACCAGAUACUGACUGGUUUGCUGAUCCACACCCCUACCUUUUUUUAAAGGUAUCUGUGACCAACAGAUGGAUAUUUGUAUUCCCAGUCAUGUGGAAUCCAUAGAUUAGGGAGUAAUGAAUUUAUUUCAACUGACUGAUUUCCUUAUAUGAACUGUAACUCAGUAAAAUCUUUGAAAUUGUUGCAAGAUGCAUUUAUAUUUUUGUUCAGUAUAUUUUGUAUUUCUUUUUUUUUACGUUUAGGGCCUUUAUUCACAAAGGGCCGGUUUCCCGGACACAGGUUAAGCCUAGUCCUGGACUAUAAAGCACUUUCAAUCUCCAUUGAACAUGCUUUUUAGUCCAGGACAAGGCAUGGAUCUUAUCCUACUCUGUGAUGCUUUUUGAAUACGGGCCCAGGUUUACAAACAUUCACUUUACACACACAACAGGCAUGAUUUGUGUUCUAUAGUGUAGUAGAUGAACAUUCACAGCCUUUUUAUUUCUGCUGAAAAUAACGUAAUGACAAUUGCUGAUGUAAAAAGGGCUUUAUACAUUUAUUUGAUUGAUUGACUUUCUUUUAUAUUUUAUCCUCCAGGUGUCGAUCUGCCUGCCCAUGGACAUCGAGUCCCUAGCCUCCCAGGUGUAUGUUGUAGCCCUCCUCCUCCUCAACAUCACCGCCUUUUUCAUCAUCUGCUACUGCUACGUACGCAUCUACCUGUCCAUCCACAACCCCGACUUAGCAACCCGCCACCGUGACUCCAAGGUCGCCAAGCGCAUGGCCGUCCUAAUCUUCACCGACUUCCUCUGCAUGGCACCCAUCUCAUUCUUUGGCAUCUCGGCGGCUCUCCGCAUGCCCCUCAUCACCGUCUCCCACUCCAAGAUCCUCCUCGUCCUCUUCUACCCAAUCAAUUCCCUCUGUAACCCGUUCCUCUACACCAUCUUUACUCGAUCGUUUCGGAAGGAUAUGCGUUUGUUGUUGAGUCGCUGUAGUUGUUGCCAUGCCAGAGCGGCGUUCUACAGGGCACAGAACCUGGAAGCACACACUAUACCACCUAAGGAUAGGACUACGUCCCCCAGAAACCAUCACUCUUUCAGGUUCUACACCUACCACAUCAAGAUGCAGGGAUGCUUUCUCUGCAAGGGAGGCGGAGCCACAUGA
Molecule: messenger RNA, 35354 nt
Organism: Coregonus sp. 'balchen'
Lineage: Eukaryota; Metazoa; Chordata; Actinopteri; Salmoniformes; Salmonidae
Source: the annotation of a GenBank genome assembly